Malassezia vespertilionis is the source of this 1440-nucleotide messenger RNA. RefSeq lists its product as uncharacterized. The transcript has 2 exons. Gene Ontology annotation, molecular function: protein-arginine omega-N symmetric methyltransferase activity. Bases 1 to 1440 code for a protein of 479 amino acids. The record is from RefSeq and is a predicted model, not a curated record. Gene Ontology annotation, cellular component: mitochondrion. Gene Ontology annotation, biological process: mitochondrial respiratory chain complex I assembly. NCBI's taxonomy places the organism in Eukaryota, Fungi, Basidiomycota, Malasseziomycetes, Malasseziales, Malasseziaceae.
AUGCCGCUUAUGCGAACGGGAGUGCGUAUGCAGAGCACAGCACCUCCUGAAGAGGACAAGACAAAGGGUGCCUUAAUGCGUGUGCUGCAAAAUUCUAUUCGGAGUUCCGGGCCGUUGACCGUGCCUACAUAUAUGCAAGCAUGUCUUACGAAUCCCGAUUUUGGGUAUUAUUCAGGCAAACUGCAAGAGAAUCGCAAUGGUAUUUUGGGUACGCGCGGCGACUUUAUUACAAGCCCCGAAAUUAGUCAAGUGUUUGGCGAGCUGCUCGCUGUCUACUAUGUAUCACGGUGGCAAGCAUCGAAUGCACCUGAGCGCAUUCGCUUGAUUGAGCUGGGUCCCGGUCGCGGCACAUUGCUAAGUGAUAUGUUGCGCACAUUUGCCAACUUUCCGGAAAUGUUCAACUGCUUGCGCACGAUCCAGCUUGUGGAAGCAUCACCAUGGCUGCUGGAAACGCAGGAGAAGGUAGUUGUAGAGGCUCUUCAGAAGUACGGCAAAGAACCUGUGGAUUCGGAUACGGCCGUGGAGGAGUUGAAGCCAAAUCAGGUUCGACUGGAAUGGUUCCCAUCGUAUCACGACGUCCCGACGGAUCCAAAAUCCUGGACGAUCGUGACGGCGCACGAAUUUUUUGAUGCGCUUCCUAUUCACAUAUUUGAAAAGCAUAUGAAUGGUUGGCGCGAAGUUUUGGUCGAUUUGGACCAAGGGGAAAAGCCCGGCGUGGCCGUGCUCAAAGCGUCGGACAUUCUUAGUGGCAAGCACAAGAAAGAGGAGCCAGGUGCAGAGAAAGCAACACCAAAACUACGCUUUGUUCUUUCCUCUUCGACGACGCCGUGGGCGAAGCUGUUGGCUGCGCGCAACUCACGCUUUGAAAAGCUGCAGCCUGGGCAACGUGUGGAAGUGAGCCCGAUGGGCUGGGCUUUAGCGCGGCGCAUGGGCGAAUGGGUGUCGGGCUACGAUGCGUGCAAAGUCGCCAUGGACGGCAAAUCUAUGCCUCUUACUCCUCAACAGGAACAAGAACGAGAGCAAGCAUCGCUCGGCGGUUGUGGUCUAAUUAUCGACUAUGGCGCCGCACGUUUCUUUAGCGAGAGCUUCCGCGCGUUCCGUAACCAUCGCAUUGUGGACCCGCUGGAAAUGCCCGGGCAGUCGGACCUUACUGCUAAUGUCGACUUUUCGUUUUUGGAAGAGGCAGUCAACACCACCAACGCCCAGGCACAUGGACCCAUGUCGCAGCACAACUUUUUGGCGUCGCUUGGUCUGGGCAUGCGCGUCCAGAAGCUCGUAAAAGACAACGAUGCGUCGCGCAAGCAUGUCAUUGAGCAAGCGGCCCUGCGUUUGGUUGAUUCUACAGGUAUGGGCAAGCAGUAUGAGGUCAUGGCACUGUCCGCACCGCCCGCUCCCAACGCAACCACAAAAAUAGCGGACGAGGUGUAUCCAUUUUUGUAG